ACAGGCCGGCGCAGUUUGAACACGCGCUCUCUCACACUCUCUCACGACCGCCACGCUGCGCAUUCGCCAGAGGGAGAACAGAACACAGAACAACGUACACCGCGGCCAACAGCACAAAGCAGCUAUUUUUAUAUUAACCGUUCUAGACGACACAACACAACACGGCGCGGUGCGUGCAGCUGAGCGUUGUUGGAAACCCAUUGAAUACUAUAUUCGACAGCGGACUGCACUUGGUUGGUGGCCACGCGAAAGGUUGGCGAAAAUUGCAAGUCAAUGCGAGGCGGAAAAUGAAAUAAAUCGGAAAGAAAAGUGGCGGCUGGCGACGUUUUCAAGCAGUCAACGCGCAUAAUCGUAGCCACCAUCUAGCGCUCGCACACAUACAAACACACACUCGCAUACAUAGCGCUUGGAUGUGUCUGUGAGAGAGCCGGAGAGGGUGAGUGGGCGCAGCAAAACAACUGUAAAUUGUGUCUUGCGACAUUCGCCAGAGGCGCGCGGGUCGUUUCCAGCUAAAGCAGCAACAAAAUGAGGAUUCGGGAAAAACGCAGAAGGGAGAGGGAGCAAAGGAGCCAGGCACAGGCACAUGCACAGCCCUCCAAACGAGAUGACAAGAAGGAUAAGGUAAUCGACGUGGAUGCAGUGGUGAGGCCCAGAGGGCCGAUAAUCGUGCCGAGGUCAUUCACCCCGACACCCACGCUUUCGGCCGCCGAGAAGGUGGCCUUCGACAAUCGCAUCAAGCGCAAGAAUGUCCUCGCUCUCAACGAGAAGGUGGCCGCCCUGCGGGAGUACGAUCGCGUGCCGGUCUACAAGCACGUGGGCCGCCUGUUCAACUGCAGUCCGGACCAGAUCAAGCGCAUCGUGCAGCAGCGUCAGGAGAUCAUGAGCGCCUGGGAGCAGCGCACGCGGCGCACCCAAGACGCCGGCACCAUGGAGACGAAGACGAUGAGGGUGUCGAUGCUGGGCAAGGCCGUGUACGACUGGAUUCGUCGCAUGAUGUACUACAAGGACUUUAUCAUCUCCGACGGACUGAUACAGAAGAUGGCGCUGCAGUUCAAGAGCUCCAUGGGGCUGGCAAACUUCUUCCCCCACCAGGAGUGGUGCGACAAGUUCCGCAGCACCUACGGCAUCGAAAGCAGCGACACAAAGCUGCUGAAGAUCGGCUACACGCAGAGUUACUCGGUGCAGAUCAAGGACAUUGUGAAGGACGUGACGUCCGAGUGCAAGCCCAAUGAAAGCAGCAACCAGCAGAACGAAGGGGAGGACGAGCAGGACGAUGGGAACGCGAGCCUGCCCAGCUCGUUCAGCAGUCAUGCCGGCGAGGAGGACGAUGAGGUCGAUGUGGAUGGCGGCGACAUAAGUGAGCGGGAGGAGGAGGAGGAGGACGUGAAGCCAUCGCUGAGCGAACUGAAUCUAGCACGUGCCGCCCAUCCACUGCCACAGUUGGUCAGGCUGCCAAUGCCACUGCCACUCAACACACCGCCUGGCACAUCGCAGAAGGUGCUGCUGGCCACGCCCAUUCUGCCACCAGGCGCAAAGCCACCCGCCGGUGGAGCACAGCCAAUGACGAUGACAAUUAUUCCCCUGGCAACACUGGCCCAGAGCAUAACGAAGCGUCCGUCGUCGCAGCCACAGCUGCUGGAGAAGGGUCCGGUGGUGCCAGCACCCAUGGUCGAGAUCAAGCAGGAAAAGGACAUCAAGGCGGAGCCGAUAGACCCCGAGGAGGAGACAGAAACCGAUAAAGAGGUAGCAGAGGCUAUGGCACCAUCCAAGGCGCAGCCUGACCCGGAGCCAGAAGCGGAGGCGGCCCCCGUCGUGCGCAUCAAGGAGGAGCCACUCGAAGAAGAUGAACUCGAGGACGAUGCGAAUGGAGGGCGCUCCAGUGUCACGUCGCUGGCCGAAGUGCUGGCCGCCAAUAAGGAGAACGAAAUGGAGUACAUCGAGCAGAUGCGCCAGCGCAGGCAGAGCACGGCUGCGGAGGGGAUGCCAACACUGCCACCGAUGCCAGCAUUGACCAUGGCGCCAGCAGCCGCACGCCAAGGCAUCAAGCGUCGCCAACCGAUGGACCACGACGACAACAACAAUGGUGGACAAUCCGCCAGCGGGACGAACGUCAUCAGCUGUGCCGAUGCACGAAAGUACCUGAAAUUGCUGGAGCAAUUCGCUCUCCACAAGGGGAACAUUCGUCUGAUUGGGCUGAUCACACGUGCCGAUGAGGUGAUGAGGGAGGUGGACGAUGCCUCGUCGUAGGAUAAGUCAGAUUCAGGGGAACCCAAAUAUGCUUCAGCCAAAGAGCACGCCAGUCUUAAGUCUUAGUUCGUAGCCAGGCAUCUCGAAGAUGCACUCAAUCACUAGGCCAUAAGGUAGAUUCUAGUUUGUACUCGAACCAAAUACACUUAAACCAAAAAUCAUUA
Drosophila subobscura is the source of this 2411-nucleotide messenger RNA. RefSeq lists its product as uncharacterized. Bases 526 to 2247 code for a protein of 573 amino acids. Lineage: Eukaryota; Metazoa; Arthropoda; Insecta; Diptera; Drosophilidae. The transcript is spliced from 2 exons. Gene Ontology annotation, molecular function: DNA binding. The record is from RefSeq and is a predicted model, not a curated record.